AUGCAAGCAGGGGGUCCCGAUAGUACAGCGGCCUCUGAGGCCCCGAGCAGUGGGAGUGAAGAUUCGGAUUGUGAGUUUGGUCCGGAGACUGAAGCAGAGGCCUCUUUGACGGAAGAAUGGGCCCGGGAACUGCUAGUUGAUUGGGGUGUGGUUGACCCUCAAGAGAUUCGAGUUGAGUCUCGGGCAGGCGUGGCUGGAGCGUUGAGUAGAGUACUAGCUGUAACAGUUCGAUACGAAAGUAACGGUGAAAGACAUUCUUUGCCUCUUGUCGUCAAACUUCCACCGAGAGAUCCCUUUGGGCGGCUCUUUGUAGCUGAAGCACAAUUCGAUACCAGAGAAAUAUUAUUCUAUACGGAAUUAGCGCCCGCCCUUAAUAAAUUGGCUCAAGAAGCUUUAGGACCGGAUGAAUGUUUGCCAGUGCCAAGAUGCGUAAAAGCUAAAUUACCAGAUGAAAUUGGCGGUGACAGUGAGCUGGUUUUGGAAGACGUGACGUCAGUUGGUUUUGAUUCGGCUGAUUUUGCAGAAGGGUUGUCGGUAGAUCGCGCUAGAGCAGCAUUGUUUGCCGCUGCUAGACUCCACGCGUUGUCACUGGCACUUCGCGAUAGAGAAGGGCCACUAGAUCAAAGAUUCGACUUCCUUUUUCCAUGUGAAAGGGCUGCCGCUGGUUACUUGCGCUUAGUGCGAAGAGGUUUACCUCAAUUGGAAGCUUUUCUUCGUGGCAGAAGUGACUGUGUUGAGGAAGCUGCGGCUGUCUCGGUUUUAAGUGCUCGCGCGCCUUCUCUUCUCGGUACAUUACUUCAACCCGCCGAACCAGCUUCGCUAGCCCAUGCAGAUUUUUGGAGUGGAAAUCUUCUUUUCCGAGAGAGAGACGGUAUAAACGAGUGCAUUGCUCUCGAUUGGCAAAUGGUAUCUCUUGGCCGACCUAUGGAUGAUGUGGCAUUGUUACUUCUUUCGUCUUUAACGCCCGAAUUGAGACGAGCAAUAGGAGAUUCAUUGAUUGAUGACUACGGAGACCGUUUAGAAGCAGAGUGUGUACGACUGGGUGUGGCUUCUUCUGGAGAGAUUGUGAGGCGAAGUUUGAAACAAGACUGGCCGCGUGCGGCUCUUAGAGCGCUUUUGCUUUGCGCUGGAAGUGUAGAUGUUGCAUUAGGGGAGCCGCGCGCCGAGCAACGACUUCUAGAAGCUGUAAGAGAUCUUUAUGCUCAAGGAAUACUUGACUUGAAAGCUGAAUCGGAAUCGUGA
Leptosia nina is the source of this 1242-nucleotide messenger RNA. NCBI's taxonomy places the organism in Eukaryota, Metazoa, Arthropoda, Insecta, Lepidoptera, Pieridae. The record is from the annotation of a GenBank genome assembly.